UCGCACUCAAACUGCUGCCCGGUUCAUCCGCUAACGCGCAUCUGUCAGCGCAGUCACUGCUCGCUUUUAAGACCAACACAUGAGACGAGUCUAUUACCGACAGAAUGUGGCGGGAUGUCAAGUUUUUCCGAUAGUUUACAAACUCAUGUUUUCUGCAUUGUUUCACCCGUGGUCUAAGACUGGCAUCAAGUUCAGGGUUGGUAAUAGGUGUCUGGAGAGGAGCCUGGCUGUCUGGACAACAUGGAGCUGCUGCAGCAGGGGAGGACAGGAGAGACAGUCAUCAGUCAGGACAGGGUCAAGGGACAGGAGGUGGCCAAGUGUCCCCUGGACCUGCCAGAGUACCAGACCACACAGCCACAACCACAGCCACUACCCAAUGUUUUUACCCAACAGCCACUGUCUAAUGGGACAGCCGGGGAACACAAAGCAGAGCUCCCAGGGCCCCCUGUAAGGUCUGCCAGAGCUGAUGGUGAAGAUAGUGAUGAUUCUAUGACAGAUCUCAACACAACUGACGACGCGUCACAUCUCCUACCAAACAGUAUACCAUCAAACCCCUACCAUCUACCGAGAGUAGAGCUUCCCAGCGGGGUCCCUGUGUCGUCCAGUCCGAAAACUUCCCCCAAGACCCUGAUCAACGGAGCCUCCCCCUCCCCCGUCUGUACCCCUCCAUCUGCCUCUCUUGACCAGAGAGGAUGGAGCCCACCUCAGUCCCCUCAGUCCCCAGCCUGUGACAGACACCAUGGGUACCCUAUUAAAAAACAACACCUGCCGUCCACCACAAGGAGCCAGAACUCAUUGAAAGCUGACGCCACUCAGAUAAAGGAAAUAGCUGGAGAUGACUGCUGUGUACACUGUGUCCUGGCCUGUCUGUUCUGUGAGGUGCUGUCCCUGUGCUCAGUGCUGGCCCAGUGUCUGGCGUGCGGAGAGGGCUGUGAGGUGCUGUGUUGCUGUGGGGAGGGGGCUGCCGGCGGGUUGGCCUGUGGGGAGGACGCCUGCUCUGCCCUGUUGGAUUGUGGGAUACUAGAGGACUGCUGCGAGUCUUCCGACUGUCUGGAGAUCUGUCUGGAGUGUUGUUCUAUCUGCUUCCCUGUGUAGCAGAAGAAGAAGAAGAAGAAGAAGAAGAGGAAGAGGAACAUUGAAACAUUUGACAGAAAGACAGGUGGAGUGUUGUUCUAUCUGCUUCCCUGUGUAGAAGAAGAAGAAGAAGAGGAAGAGGAAUGGAGGAA
Oncorhynchus mykiss (rainbow trout) is the source of this 1226-nucleotide messenger RNA. RefSeq lists its product as uncharacterized. The record is from RefSeq and is a predicted model, not a curated record. Lineage: Eukaryota; Metazoa; Chordata; Actinopteri; Salmoniformes; Salmonidae.